Ceratina calcarata is the source of this 2799-nucleotide messenger RNA. It is a transcript of the gene Blm, whose product is annotated as Bloom syndrome helicase. The transcript has 9 exons. The annotation marks the transcript as partial. Gene Ontology annotation, molecular function: 3'-5' DNA helicase activity; nucleic acid binding; ATP binding. Gene Ontology annotation, biological process: double-strand break repair via homologous recombination; DNA replication. Gene Ontology annotation, cellular component: chromosome; nucleus; cytoplasm. The record is from RefSeq and is a predicted model, not a curated record. NCBI's taxonomy places the organism in Eukaryota, Metazoa, Arthropoda, Insecta, Hymenoptera, Apidae.
AACGCUAUCAUCCAAAUACCUAUACCAGUUUUGGAGAAAUUUCCACAAUUUAAUGAGAAAACGUUUUUGGAUUUAAGGCUUUUGUACCAGCAUGCUAAAGCGAAGACUCGUUUGGUUGAAACAAAAUUAACACGUCUGAAAUCUGAAGAGGAACAAAAUUCUGUUAACGAUAGAUUAUCAGAUAUUACCGAUAUCACUGAUACGUUUAUCAACAGACCUGAAGUCAGACAUGAAGUGACCAAUAAUUGUAAGGAUAACUCUAUUAACAGUAAAUUGUCUGAAAUCGAUGAGCGUAUAAAUUAUUCGCCAUUAAAUAAGGAAUCAGAAAUUGUAAAACAGCAGUCAAUAAUAAGUAUUUCUGAUAAUGAUAGUUUUACUAUAUCAAAUGCCAAUAUUUCUGAAUUGGAAUCUAGUUAUAUGAAAGUACAAACAGAUUCAUCACCGAUCAAUAAGAUGAAUGAUAAAAACAUUGAGACGAAGGAACAAAAAAGUAAUGCUGGUGCGCUUAGUUUAAAUUCUCCCCCAGUUCAGAAAAAAAGUGCAUUUCAAUUAAAAAGGCCGAUUAAAGCUACUGUGGAUUCUCAAAUUUCCAAACAAAUAAUAGAAACAUGGAAAAAGGAAGCAGAAUCUAAAACCAUUGGCCUUCAAUCUUCGAUAUCCUAUUUGAAUGCAAACACAAGCUCCAAUAUUACGCCAAAAAGUAAUCGAAUUACAAUAUCCAAUAUGAAGACAAAUGUAGAUUUCGAUAUCACCCCAGAAAGUAAUCAAAGUACAACAUCCAAUUUGAAGACAAAUACAAACUUCGAUAUUACGGAGAAAAGUGAAAAAAUGAACAUUUAUGAAAGUGCAUACUUUAAAUCAAAGAAAGAAGAUCAAUUUGAAAUUAAAAAUAAUUAUGGUGGCAAUUUUGAAAUUCCUGUAAGUAAGGAAAACAGAAAUAAUCACAUUGAUUGGGAUGCAAUAAGCACAUCUAAUACAGAUAAUAUUUCAUACUCCGAAGAUAUAAUCGAUUAUUUAGAAGAUAUUGAACAGCUUCCUGCAUUGAGUGAAGAGUGCAACAUAAAAACUACUGAACCAAAUACACAAGCUACAUCUAUACAAGGUAGUAAUCAUAGCGAAUCUGAUAAGGAGAACAAAAUAAAGCAGAAAAAUGUUCAAGAACCCAUUUUCACCGGCAAUUAUAAAAACGAUGGUGCUAGCAAUGAAUUCACCUCCUUAACGUACCCACAUUCACGAGAAAUGUUAAAGGUAUUUAGACAAAAAUUUGGAUUGUAUUCAUUUAGACCAAAUCAAUUGCAAGCGAUAAAUGCUGCAAUUUUGGGAUUCGAUUGUUUCGUCUUAAUGCCAACUGGAGGAGGAAAAUCCUUGUGUUACCAAUUACCUUCACUUUUGUUACAAGGAGUAACAAUUGUAAUUUCACCAUUGAAAAGUCUUAUUCUAGAUCAAGUUCAAAAGCUGACAUCUCUUGAUAUUCCAGCUGCACACAUGUCUGGUGGAAUAACAGAUUCUCAGGAAUGCGCAAUAUAUAAGGAACUUUCAACAAUGAAUCCAAAUCUAAAAUUAUUAUAUGUAACUCCAGAAAAAAUCAGUGCAUCUCAAAAGUUUUGUAGCUUUUUAAAGACAUUGUACGAGAGAGAACUGUUAGCAAGAUUCGUUAUUGACGAGGCCCAUUGCGUUAGUCAAUGGGGACACGAUUUUCGACCCGAUUAUAAAAGACUUAACAUGCUUAGAGAUAAAUAUCCUAAAGUACCAAUUAUCGCUUUAACUGCCACAGCCACGCCAAGAGUUAGAACUGACAUAUUGCAUCAAUUAAAACUUACUACACCUAAGUGGUUCAUGUCAAGUUUCAAUAGACCUAAUUUACGAUACAGCCUAAUUGCGAAGAAAGGUAAAAAUUGUUCGGAUGAAGUGAUAGCUUUGAUAAAAACAAAGUACAAGAAAGAAUCAGGUAUUGUCUAUUGUCUGUCGCGUAAAGAGUGUGACACCUUUGCGGCACAGAUGAAAGAAAACGGAAUUAAAGCAUUAAGUUACCAUGCUGGCCAUGCAGAUAAUAAAAGAAGUGAAAUUCAAGGCCGAUGGAUUUCAGAAGAAAUUCAAGUUGUGUGCGCGACGAUAGCAUUUGGAAUGGGUAUUGACAAACCGAAUGUGCGUUUCGUUAUACACGCAGUGCUUCCUAAGUCUAUAGAAGGUUAUUAUCAAGAGAGUGGACGCGCUGGCCGCGAUGGUGCGAAUGCAGACUGUAUUUUGUUUUAUAAUUACGCGGAUGUAUAUAGGAUUCGAAAAAUGGUGGAACAAGACAAUCCUAAUCCCAAUGUGUUGAGAACUCAUAUGGACAAUUUGUUUAAAAUGGUAUCGUUUUGUGAAAAUAAGACAGACUGUCGUAGACAAUUGCAAUUGAAUUAUUUCGGGGAGAUAUAUGACCGACAGCAGUGUGUGGCAAACAAAGCAACAUCCUGCGAUAACUGCAGAUGUAAAGAUGAUUUUAAUAUGUUUGAUGCAACAGAAGAUGCAAAACAAAUAACGAAAGCUGUGCGGGAUAUUGUUCAAUCCAGAAGUUGCAAUCUUACGAUGGUGAUGCUUACAGAUAUAUUUAAAGGGUGUGAUCUCAAGAAACUGAGAGAAGCAGGCCUUACUAAGCAUCCUUUGUAUGGUCGUGGUAGGUCAUGGAAUAGAGGUGAUAUUGAACGUCUGUUACAUUACAUGGUGCUCAAAGAAUAUUUGCAAGAGAAUAUGCAUAUAACUGUAAAUGACUUUGUUUGUGUCUACGUAAAAAUUGGGCAAAAUGCUGCUGAACUCAUG